AUGGCGUGGUCUAGUGAUCAACUCCCAGCAUACAAAAUUGCUCGACUGUACUCUGAAGAAGGUGUCUACACUCUAGAAAGGCAGUUUGAUAGACUUCUUGAGGUCUUGGAGAAUAGAAGGAGCCCUAGAAGGAGGAGGAGCCCUAGUGAAGAAGAUGACUCUCACUCUCCUCGCCGGAGAAGGGAAUACCGCCAACGACACCAUGAGGACAACCGUGACCGAGACAUCAAGUUGGAAUUUCCGGACUUUGAAGGUAAUCUUGAUCAUAAUGAAUUUCUUGAUUGGGUUAGGAGUAUGGAGAAUGUGUUUGAAUAUAAGGGUUAUAAUGAUGAAAAAUGUUUCAAAUUAGCCAUCCUUAAACUCAAAAAACAUGCUUCUUUGUGGUAUGAGAACUUAAAGAAUCGUAGGAAGAAAGAUGGAAAAUCAAAAAUCACUUCUUGGGAGAAAUUGAAGAAACAUAUGAACAAGGCCUUUGUGCCUAAAGAUUAUUUGCAAGAUGCUUAUCUUAAAUUGAACUCUCUUAAGCAAGGAACUAUGUCGGUAGAGAAGUAUACUAGGGAGUUUGAGAAACUUUCUAUCAUGAGUGGAAUUGAAGAAGCACCGGAGCAUAAGAUUCCUAGGUAUAUUGGUGGUCUUGAAAGAAAGCUUGGGAAAAAGGUUGAUGUGCGUGCCCAUGGAAGUUUUGAUCAAGUGGUGCAAAAAUCUUUGAAGUUUGAGAAGUAUGACAAGGUGAGUAGUGCUAGUGGGUAUACUAAGCCUACCUUCAAGAGUUCUUUUGCUCCAAAGGGUGAGAUAAGCAAGCCCAUUGCCAAGGAUGACAAAGGCAAGGCUCCCAUGCUCUCUUCUAGCAAAUAUGAUCACAAUAAGAUGAGCAAUUAUAAGACUUGCUACAAGUGUAGGGGUUAUGGACAUUUUGCUAAUGAGUGUCCAAAGAGUAGAGCUAUGAUGAUUCGUGAAAUGGAUGAUGAUGAGUACGAAGAUGAGAAGAGGGAUUUUGGAGACCCUAUUUAUGAUGAAGAGGAUGAGAUUCUAGUUGAAGCCGAUGAGGGUCAAAUCCUUGUUGUGAAGAGGGAACUUCACUCCAUUUCUACCCCUUUGGCGGAAGAGCAAAAGGAAAACAUCAUCCAAACUCGUUGCACCAUCAAGGAUCGAGUUUGCAACCUUAUCAUUGAUAGUGGCUCUUGCACUAAUGUGGCUUCAACAACAUUAGUGAGCAAGCUCAAUCUUGAAACUACCGAUCAUCCUAAUCCCUGCAAGCUUCAAUGGCUUAACAAUCACAAUGAGGUGAAGGUAACGAAACAAACUCUUCUUUAUUUCUCAAUUGGCAAGCUAUGUAAGGAUGAGGUGCUUUGUGAUGUAUUACCUAUGGAUGCUUGUCAUGUAUUGCUUGGUAAACCUUGGCAAUUUGAUAGAGAUGUAAUGCAUGAUGGAAGAAAGAACACUUAUUCAUUCAUGAUGGAGAAGAAGAAGAUUGUACUCAACUCCUUGUCCCCCACCAUCAAACACAAAGAACCCUUGGGUACGGGAAACACAAUCAAAGAGAACCUUCUCAUUGGGGGAAAUGAGAUGGGAAAGGAGAUAAAUCAAGGACACCUUGUCUUUAUUUGUCUUCUUAGGGAAACACAAGAGAGUGAGCGAGAGAACCCAAUCCACCCCCUUGUCAAGGAAGUAUAG
Messenger RNA from Chenopodium quinoa (quinoa), 1674 nucleotides. RefSeq lists its product as uncharacterized. The transcript is spliced from 2 exons. NCBI's taxonomy places the organism in Eukaryota, Viridiplantae, Streptophyta, Magnoliopsida, Caryophyllales, Amaranthaceae. The coding region runs from base 1 to 1674 and encodes 557 amino acids. Gene Ontology annotation, molecular function: nucleic acid binding; zinc ion binding. The record is from RefSeq and is a predicted model, not a curated record.